Messenger RNA from Oncorhynchus mykiss (rainbow trout), 3368 nucleotides. RefSeq names its product specifically androgen-regulated gene protein. NCBI's taxonomy places the organism in Eukaryota, Metazoa, Chordata, Actinopteri, Salmoniformes, Salmonidae. The record is from RefSeq and is a predicted model, not a curated record.
UGAACUUCAACAAGACUGAUUUGACAAGGCAGAUAGGAUAGUUGCACAGAAAACCGUAAUUGUAUUUAAAUGACUGGAUCAUUUUGAAGAUAUAAUGUUUCUUUGAGUGCAAAGUAACUUUGUGAAAAGGGAAUAGUUCUAUUCUUCUGCUCUCAGUUACUUUCCCAUCUGGACACAUCUGUGACUUCCAGCCAAUUAGCAGAGGCCCCCUGAAGCCCUGGCUCCUCCCGCUGUCCCUGUGCCAUGGCGAAGAGUGACACGUGGCCGGGCGGCGUUGCCAUGGAAUCCUUGAUCAAUAUGGACAGCGCUGGGAGCUAUGACAGUGUGGUCAGCAUGAACUCUGGCUUUAGUGAUGACAGUCUGGACUACCUCUCUGUUGAGGAGCGGGCGUGCCUCAUGUUUCUGGAGUCCACCAUUGAGUCCCUGGAGAUGGAGGAGGACAGUGGCCUGUCCAAUGAUGAACCAGACCCCAGCAGCCUGGCAGCCGAACAUAACCACCUCUCUAUGGGACAGACUAGACUGGAGGAUGUAUCAAAACUCCAGCAUGACGACUCAGGAAGAGAUCGGAAGUCCUAUCUGAACUGCCGAGUGCCUACACCACUUCUUCUGGCAAAUGGCCUUGCCAGUAUACAACUCAAAGUCACAGGGGUAACCACUCAUCCCAGUGUCCCAACUGCAGCAAUUGUGCCCAAAGCCCCAUUAGUAGAAACCCAGCCCAGUACCCCAGGGGCAGUCACUGAUCUGAAACCCCAAAAGGUAAUCACUGAACCCACGGUCCCAGAAGUAGUCACAGACCCUAAAGCUCCAAAGAUAGCAACUGUGCCCAAGACCUCAGAGUUGUCUUCUGACAUCAAAGCUCCUGGGUUGGUCACUAUCACAAAAGUUCCGGUGCUGUCCACUGAAUUUAAAACCCCCAAAACAACCCUUUCAUUAGCCACGUCAGAUUUACCCACAGAUGAUUCUGUGGACAACAUGCCUAAAGGAGUCUCUGUAGACAGCAAGCCUGCAAAGUGCAACACUAAGGUUCCAUCUGAGCUGGAUCUGAAGCUGAUUCCCCCUCCCUCAGACUUUAGGGAUGAUGAGCUAGAGGAAGAGAGUGAUCCUCCAGUGCCUGCAGAACUCAGAGGUCCUCUGACCUACAAUGAGCUGGAGCAACUACGCAGGCAGGUCUCUAUGAAGAGAGCUGCACCAGCCUCCCCUGGAGCCCAAGAGGCACCACCUUCUAAACCCUGUGUUGAUCUGCCUGUCAGUACCCAAGCACUACCCUCCCCCUCAGAUGUCCUACCCACCCCUAUUCCUGAGGCCCUGGAACCAAAGAGCCGACCUGCUGUGGCCCCUAAGCCCAAGAGGCUUCCCUCCAACAUUAUCCUGAAGUCUCACAAGUUAGACAGUCACCCAAGCCCCUCGCCCAUUGACAGGUCAAUGAUUGACCCCCAGAAGGUGCGCAGGGAGGCCCUACGGAAGCUUGGGCUCCUGAAGACUGAGGAUGGAGACUCAGGCCCUGUUGUUUCAUCCAAAUCCAGGAAGUCAUGGGCAUCCCCUCCUUCUCACAGCCUGGUUACCACCCAGACCAAAGCCCCAGCCAAAAUCCCUACCCCAGCUCCAGUCCCAGCCAUCACCCUUACCCCAGUUCCUGCCCCAGCACUAACUCCAGCACUAGUCCCAGCCCCAGUUUCAGCGACUAUCCCAGCCCCUCCCACUACUCCAGCCCCAGUCCCAGCCCAAUUCAGUGACAAUGCCAAAACUCUGCCCUCACCUGCUGCACUUCCUUCACCACCCAAGCAUAUUCCCCCUCCCAUAGGGGUCAAAUCAGCGACUCUGGAGCGCUCCGGCAAGGGCCUGAGCAGCUACAUGGCCAGUAAUGCCUCCCUCAGGGCCAACCAAGGUCCCAAAGUCGCACUGUCCCCUGGCAACCUGCGCAACUCUAGACCCCGCCCUGCCUCCCUAGGAACUGGGAAAGACUUUGUGAAUGUUCAGGGUGAGGCCUCCCACCCCCAGCCAGUUCAUGGGGAGUCCCAUAACAAGCUGCCCCGCUCCCAUGGCAUCAGUGUGCUCAUCUGCCCCAACAGCAAGAGUGGAGAGGACCGACGGGAGGCCCUGAAGAAGCUAGGACUACUGGGGGACUGAGGGCAUGAAGAGGAGCAAUGGAACUGCACCAUUACAGAAUCAAUAUGAGGGGUGAGGUCUGAGGAGGAUGUUCUUAAUAUGGAUUCCGUACAACUAAACCAUCCUCUAGUCUUUGGUCACGGGGACACUUACAUUUAUGGGAAGAUUAUUCUCCCCAUAAAAAUGCCUUCUUUGAAGCAAUAUGCAAGGAGCACUAUUUGAUUGAUGGAGAAUUACUUGGCUCUACAGACAGCUACAGUAUAUAUUCAUAGAGGGCAGUGUCUUUUUGCCUUACUGCACAGAAAUGCCGUAUGUACCCGAAGACUGCCUUUUAAUGAAUAUCAUGAUUACAAUAUACUACUAUGAGAUAAUACACUAACUACAGUAUGCAGUACAGUAGGUAAAUGAAAGGCUGUUUGUAAACCUCAUUUGACAUAUUCAGUAAUUUUCUAAAUAAAAUAUAAUAACUCCACGAGGGAUGUUGGAAUGAAAUUGUAUGGCAUCCUCUACACAAUCUGUUUUCUAAAAUGGGGAAUAGACAUGAUGUUAUUGUUACAGUUAAGGAUGUGCCUUUAUAACUUCUCUUUUCACGUAACCUUUGACAAGAAUACUAUCGUUUUAACCUCCUAAAGUUCCUCCCCUCAAAGUUAUUGUUUUUUGGGGGGACCAUGGCAACCAGUAAAAAUGUUUUUGCUGAGUUGCAAUUUGAAUCUGACUCAAUUAAAGGUGUCUAAAGACUUUGUUUGAUGGAGUGAUUGGCAGUUGUCAAGGAACCAAAUUAAAAGGUCGAAAAAUGUACUACUACAUAGCGUACAGUAUGUAGAUAGAAGCUUCAGUCAGUCAGUGGCCAGUCAGGGAUAGGAAUCUGAAACAUGGUUUUAGGUGUGAUGCACAUCACAACCCAACCCAGGUCUGUCAGUGGUGAGAUGAUUGAAAUACUGUUUUUAUAGUUGAGAGAGCGACUUCCUGAUUGUUCCUAAGAUUGUAUCACCUCCUAAAAUUCUACCAGUUUGGGUUCAUGUAGUUACUAUUCAUUGUAUGUCAAAAUUCAUCACUCUCAAACUGUUAGCGUAGCAUUUAGAAUUGAAAGAGAAGGGAAAGGGGAUGCCUAGUCAGUUGCGUAACUGAAUGCAUUCAACCGAAAUGUGUCUUCCGCCUUUAACCCAACCCCAGAAGUGGCUCAUUAAGUGUUACCCGUGGCAGGACUUUUUAAACCAUGUCAACGUUUUGUUUUGUAAAUAGAGAAUAAACCUUGAAACUAU